AUGGAUUUCCAAGAGCUCUUGGCUCAAGCUUCUCACAACGCUCAGAAAUCGACCAAAGUAAUUAGUCAAAGCGAACAAGAACGAAGGGAAAAGUUGAAGCGGGAUAAGGAGCUCUACGCUAGGCAAUUGGAGCAGGAGAGGAAUCUAAAGAAGCUAAAAGCUCCUCCAAAACCUCAACCCAAACAGGUAUGACUUUAUUUUUUGCUUCUGGCUUUAGAGUUAACGUUAGAAUUGAUGAUAACAUUGAUUUCCUGUGCGAAUUUUAACUUAUCCUUGAUUUAGUUUGUGAUACCAAAGAAAAAGGUUGAUGAUGGCGUGCCUAGUGUCAAUGUGAGUGCAUUUUUGGAGAAGCAGAAGGCUGAAAACUUGGAGAAGAUCAAAUCGCAAAAGAAAGAGCGAGAUGAGCUGAUUAAAAUGCGAUUGGAGGCCAACAGUGGGAGGGUAAGUUGAUUUUGCUUGUAUUACUGGAAUUUUAGGUAACAACUUGGAGUAUUGUGAAUUUAAUCGAAGGAAAUAGAUAGGGGAAGCUUUUCUAUAACUUUUGUUAUGUGAAAAUGUUUUUGGAAUUUAAAAUUUGGGUAGAAAAGCUAUUUUUGUUGAAAAAUUUAUAUUGUAGUAGACAAACUUUAACGUUUGAUGUUGUUUCUUGGGCUAAAACUUGCUCAAUUUUUAUUUUAUAUUAAAGAUAAGUCUAAUAACUUUCUUUUUAGGCCAAUAAGAAGAUUGCUUCUCAAUUUGGUAAGAGUCAAAUUGAGCUCCAAACCAAGUAUGCUCAUAACUCUCAUCGAGAACUUGAACUUUACCGACGAGAGCAAAAAGAACAAGAAGCGAUUGAGAAACAGGCUAGUAAGCUACGUGAAGGUAUUGAUAAGGCUAUGGCAAAUCGACAAAAGCUGGCUACGAAAGGAAGUAUUGGGAAAGUGACGGGAGCUCGGGUUGGUAAUGUCAAAGCUGAUGGGUUUGCGAGCUUGUCGUCGAAACAUGAGUAAGUUUAGAUUUUUAUGUGCCCUUGAAGAAAUUUUAAUCGUAUUUUACAUUAUCCUUGUUAUUUUUAAAGUUUUUUGACAUUUAAAGCAUUUUUUGGAAAGUUUCAAAAAGUGGAAGAUUGGUGGAAGAUUUGUAAUGUAUUUUGUACUGAAAAUCUUCCACUUAGCUUCCGCCUUAAAAAUGUGUGAAAAACAUGUUUUUAAGCCAUUUUAAGACAUUUUCAAAUUGGAAGAUAGGUGGAAUAUUUUCAGUGCAAAAUACAUUACAAAUCUUCCACUUAACUUUCACUUUUAAAAAGUUUCAAAAAUGUGUUUUUAAGACAUUCUAAGACUUUUUAAAAGUGGGAGUCGAGUGGAAGAUUUUUAGUGCAAAAUACAUUAAAAAUCUUCCACUGAUCUUCCACUUUUAAAAUAGCUAAAAAUAGGCUAUUUUUUGAUUUGGGAUGAUCAUGUUGGCGUUUUUCUAAUAGUUUACAACUUUUCAGGUCAGUAACAACCAAGCGUAAAUCGGAAGAAUUCAAAACGAUGGGUUCAAGUCAGCCGAAGCGAAAGCCUCCGCCGUUCGCCGCCAAUGGCGGAGCGAUGGACUUCCAAAAACUCAUGGAACAAGCUAAUCAGAACAAGGAUGCUGAGAAAGCGGCAGCCAGAGCCAAGGCCAUUCGUGAGAAGCGCUACGAUCUUCUGGAGCAGCUCGACGGUAAAUCUUAUGGAGCUGAGGCUUCUUCAUCGACUUCGAAGCCUUCCUCGUCGUUUUCAUCCAAAUCUUCAUUUGCUACGGGUUCGAAAGUGAAUGGAAGUGGUCCUAAAGGGUCUUCUGGAGCUGCUCCAUAUGGUAAAGGGGCUUCUGGAGCGGAGUCUUCACGGUAUUCUUCAAAUGGAGGGCUUGAGUCUUCACGGUAUGGAGCGUCAGAAUCUUUAAGACACUCUAAUGGAGCUUCUGAAUCAUCAAGAUAUUCUAAUGGAGCUUCAGAAUCUUCACGAUCCUCAAACGGAGGCUCUGUAACUUCAAAAGACAUGUUCAAGAAGCCAGCAUUAUCAGCAAAAGCCUCGUUAUCAGCGACCAAAUCAGCGAAAUCACAAAGAGAAUCGACGAAAGACGCCUUCAAAGUGUCUCCAGCGGCUUCACAGUACGCGAGUCAGAAGAAAGAGACUAGAAUCCUGCCCGGAGACAUCAGAUAUAAAGGACUUGCCAAGGGGGAGAAGAAGGAGGAUGAUCGGCCCAAGGUUGAUCCAUAUAAAGCGGCCCUAUCCAAGUACGGUGGUGAUAAGUAUGGCAAGAAAAUGGAUUCAGAAGACCGUAGGAAAGCUUCAGAAGGCGGGUCGAAGGGCCAGAGAACGGAGAAGGGUCGUGAAGCUAGCAGAGAACGGUAUGGUGAUGAUAGGAGAGAGCGGCACGGUGAAACGUCCAGAGAACGGUAUGGAGAACCCUCCAAAGGUCGUUACGGUGAAGCUUCGAGAGACCGGUACGGUGAAGCCAAUAGAGACCGGUACAAUAGAGAUAGGUACGGAGGGCCCAGUGGGUAUGGAGACCGAAGGAAGCCACAUCUUAAUGGCAAACGAAGAGAUUACAGCGACGAUGAGAUGGACUAUGACGAUGAAGAAUAUGAUUCAGAAUUGGACGAUUUCAUCGACGAUUCAGAGCUGGAUGACUUGGAGAGAGCAGAUUUUGAGGAUUCAUUGAGGUAGGUGAUGGUUUUUCGGGUUUUGUUACUUAAAAUAUUAAGAUUGUUAUCUACAAUAUUGAGUUUGUUACCUAAAAUAUCAAGUUUGUGCUUAAAUUGCUUUAAAAGGGACUAAAUUGACAUUUAAAAUGAUAAAAAUGUGAUAUCACUUCAAAUUGUUUGCGUUUUUGACAAAAAAGUGACAUGUUAUACGAUGAAACAUGCUUUUCGGCAAUGACAUGUUUCAUCGUACAAAAUGGGUUUUAGUGCUAUUUUAGGUAAAUUUAUAAAUUUCGUGUAAUUACAUUUAUCUAAAACGACAAGAUUUCACAAAUUUUGUUGUGAUUUUGGCAAAAAAAAGUGACAUGUUAUACGAUGAAACUUGUUUUCGGCAAGUGACAUGUUUCUUAUAAAACUGGUAUUUAGUGAUAUUUAUUUGUUCAGAAACGGUUAUAUCUUCCUAGUUUGGCCACCUUAAGUUAUGUUUAGAAAGUGACAGUUUAUUCGAUAAAAAAAUUUUUAGGUAUAAGCUAAACCUACUAUAACAUAGUUGAACCUAAAAUAAUAUAAACCUUCUGUUUAAGAAUGAUAAACCCACGAUACAACAAGAGCCUGUGGAAGGCACGUGAACGCAUGAUCGACGAACGCCGAAUGCAUGCCAACUUUAAGGACCUGGAAGCAGAGGAGCGGCGUAGCAGCAAGCUGGCCAUGAUGGAAGAUAUAAUGGAAGCCGAACGCGGCAGUCGGGGAUUGUAA
This is a messenger RNA of Bursaphelenchus okinawaensis, 3403 nucleotides long. The record is from the annotation of a GenBank genome assembly. NCBI's taxonomy places the organism in Eukaryota, Metazoa, Nematoda, Chromadorea, Rhabditida, Aphelenchoididae.